AUGCUUCACUCCAAGCCGGCUGAUCAAGGAAGCCUUAUGUGUUUGGUUAGAGACAUCGGAAAAAACGGCCAUGGGCGGAAUCUUCCAGGUGUGGAAGUUCUUGCCAGAGAGGGAGAAACACCAGAAGUGGUCGUGAACGCAUGCACUCUUCAGGAUCACACCACCACUUCAUACCUCAACGAACUCAUCUGCGAUAGUCUUGGUAGCUCUGACACUGAAGAUUCUUCAUCAUUAGGAGCUCCUCCUCCUGCUCUUGAAGUGAGAAACACAAGUAUAAACUUCAAUGAGGCUGAGGUGGCAGUUAGUAAUUCUGUUGAUGCUGGUACUCGGACAGUAGCCAUUAUCAGAGAUAGAGAGAAAGAUCGAUAUGAUCCGGAUUAUGACAGGAGCUAUGACAGGUAUGUUGUGGAUCUCGCAUACAGGUACGUCAGGGUUAUGCCGUCUGAUAACUAA
This is a messenger RNA of Eruca vesicaria subsp. sativa (arugula), 453 nucleotides long. Lineage: Eukaryota; Viridiplantae; Streptophyta; Magnoliopsida; Brassicales; Brassicaceae. The record is from the annotation of a GenBank genome assembly.